UUCAGGUCAUCCGAACCGCCACCACCAUGCCAAUGUCCACCAACACCGUGCAGUUGUCAGGACCUAAGCGGUGAUGCUGCUGCUCCGGUUUUCCAAACUCUACCGCCAUUCGAAUUCCCAACAUUCCCUCCGAUGGUACCUCUCGAGACCUUACCGCCUCCACCACCCCUCGAAACCCUACCACCCCCACCUCCCAUGGAAUUCCCGACGUUCCCACCUCUCCCACCACCCCCACCACCCCCACCUCCCAUGGAAUUCCCGACGUUCCCACCACCCCCACCACCAUUCAUGUUCCCACAGUUCAUGUACCCAUCUCCACAACAACAGUACUACUACAAUAUGGCACCAAAUCAAUACGCGUACGGAGGUGGCUAUAAUAUGGGACCACAGCAAGGGUCCUACUACCAGGGUCCUCCUCAACCGGCCAGUACACUCGCUCCCGAGAGUUCCAGGUCUUCUCCGGCCGUUCCAGUCACUGCUCCACCGGAGCCCUCAGAACCUGAAACAGAAGCACCCGAACCAGAAACAGAAAUGCCCGAACCAGAAACACCACCGCCACCACCUCCACCACCGUCAUCUGAGGAUGCAUCUGAGGAUGCUCAAGAGCUGCUCGAAAAUCAAGUCUCGGAAUGAUCGUUAUUAA
Molecule: messenger RNA, 643 nt
Organism: Anisakis simplex (herring worm)
Lineage: Eukaryota; Metazoa; Nematoda; Chromadorea; Rhabditida; Anisakidae
Source: the annotation of a GenBank genome assembly